AUGAAUUCUGACUCGAGCUCUCUCUCUAGCAGAGCUUCGUCGCCAGACGUGGAUGAAAUUUGUCUGAGGGAUCACUUGCAACACCAGGAUUCCAGGAUGAACUCGGUGUCUUCCACACAGAAUGAUCUGCUCCAGCAGCUCGCCAAUGAACACAGCAUCACUACCCUCAACAGAUCCGAGGACAAGGCGGGAGGCAAGUUCAAAGUGAAAAAGCAACUCUCGGAGCAAGACUUGCAGAACCUCCGGUUAAAGAUUAACGGAAGAGAGCGCAAAAGGAUGCAUGACUUGAAUCUGGCGAUGGACGGACUCAGAGAGGUCAUGCCUUACGCCCAUGGGCCGUCAGUGAGGAAACUUUCCAAAAUCGCCACUUUGCUGCUGGCUAGAAACUACAUCCUGAUGCUGUCCAACUCACUGGAAGAGAUGAAAAGACUGGUCGGGGAGAUUUACGGCGGGCAUCAUUCUGCUUUCCAUUGCGGGACAGUGGGACAUUCUGUUGGACACCCAGGACACUCCACAUCUGCCCACCAGGUCCACCCCAUCUUGGGCAGUGCCCUGACCUCAUCCUCUUCCUCAAUCUCGGCUUCUCUACCGGGCAUCAGUGCCGUGAGACCUCCUCAUUCACUAUUGAAAACGUCGUCCGCGCCCCCUGUACCGCUAGGAAACACUUUUCAGCACUGGGCAGGAUUGCCAUGUCCCUGUACUAUCUGCCAAGUGCCACCGCCGCCUCACAUCUCAGCCCUGAGCACAGCCAGCAUGCCAAGGCUUUCUACAGAUGGUAAAGACUUAAUGAAGUAA
Molecule: messenger RNA, 795 nt
Organism: Rhincodon typus (whale shark)
Lineage: Eukaryota; Metazoa; Chordata; Chondrichthyes; Orectolobiformes; Rhincodontidae
Gene: olig3
Product: oligodendrocyte transcription factor 3
Exons: 1
Coding region: 1-795 (264 amino acids)
Molecular function (GO): protein dimerization activity
Source: RefSeq, a predicted model, not a curated record